UUUGAACUCUGUUUGUCUCUUCAUCGUGACAUCACUGGAUAGAAAUUACUGAGAGGUAGUCAAUUUAUUAUCUGCUUUGCCCGUGCUAUACUCUAAAUAUAUACUUAAAACUGAGGAAAUGUUGCAAUUUUUGGGACAAAAUGUUCUCCACGCUGAAAACGACGACAGUUCUUUCUUAACAGUUCCUCGAACUCGAACGAUCCAUUCAACAGAAUGACCCGUAACGAUCUACUUUCCAAAAUCAUCGAGCAUCACGGUCAGCCGCGCUCGGGUUGAUCGAUCCAUCGAUCAAUAAAAGAAAGAAAAAAAAAAGAAAAAAAAAGAAGAAAGCCGCACCAAGCACGCGAUGCUUGCCAAUCAUUCAUUCUACUCGGCGAAUCGUCAAUAUGUAUCCGUGAGCCCGCGCUCGCUAUACAUAUAUCAGGUCACCAAACAGUCGCGUCGGGUUCAUACGUGCGCGGGGAACACAUUUACAUACACGUUGGCUGGCGGUGGCACGCAACCAUCCAGUGUGUACUGGCAACAGCACACAAACCGUGUACAACACACGGGGCGGAAGAGUGGGAGGAAAGGAGAGAAACGAGAAUCAGUAGUCGCUGGUAGGGAAGCGCGACCGAUAGAAGGGGAAGGGAGCAGGAAACGGCGCGGCUACGACGUAAGACGCGAGGGGAUCGGAGCCGAAUGGCCAACCAGUCCUGAAGAGUGUUCAAUUCACCGUCGUCGUGCCGCGCGUGGAACGGCCAGGCGUCAAUUCGCUCCGAGGCUGAGAGCUCGUUUCUAACCAGUUUCUACCUCGAAUCCUCCUCGCGAUUCCCAGAAACAAUGAUCUCUCCGCGAGAUUAUCGGCCGGCGUUGCAGCAUUAGACGCGCAUCCGGGUGGGAGUUGGUAUCCGAGUGCUAGAUGGUCAUUUCGCAAUCCGCGAUCCGUUUCCAAAGGAAAAGUGAAGUUAAGGUUGCGACACGAGGUGGCAACCAGCGUGUGGUUUCACCAGGUAACAAUUUGGCUCACAGGUGUGUUGUUUCCCACACGCAGCAACUUGCCCGUGCGUGAACAAAUCUCGAAUCUCUCCGCCUACGAUUACCAUUUUGUUUUAAAACAUCGAUGUCAUUUAAAGUUGUAGAAAAUGUAAGCGAAAAGUACCAUAAGUUUGCCGACACUCCCUGUGAAGAAUGGAACCCGAAAACGAGUAGAAGACGACGUAGCGAGAGAGAGUCCUUCAAAGCUUCACGUUUCUGCUAAUGUCUAAGGUAACUUUGGUCUUUUCGUUUGUACGUCGUUCGCCAAUGGUUCGUGCGCGUGUUAAGUGAAAAAGUGAUCGCAUCGUUGGCGGAUUGACCGUCUGGACAAAGAAGGGAGAGGUGCGAUAAAACGCUUGGUGGAAGAAUGAAAAACGAGAGAUGUUAAUUGAAGAUUACGUGAGAGAGAAGGACGUGGUGAAGUGGUAAUUAGAAGAAAAAAAGAAAAAAAGUAACCAUUCACCUUAGAGAGACAAAGAAAAUUAAAAGGGAAGCUUCUUUGAAUUCAAGUUCACCUGCAAAGUGAUUAGGAGAGAAGAAAAAACAAAAGAAGGAAAUAAAGAUGGAAGAAGCAACAAUGUCUACCGUUUUGUUGGUAGCGAAGAUAGGAGCAAUGGUUGGUCUUGGCUUUGGCUCGUUGCUUCUCGGCAUGUUGCCGUUGAUCGUCGGACGUUACAGGAUGAAUCAUCGUCAAAAACGACAUCGUGGGAUCUUCAGUAAUUCCAGUACCUGUACCUCCACGUCGGUUUCCAACGCCUCCUCCUCCAGCGUUAUUUCCGGAUCUGCAACAAACUCGCAAGGCCUGCAGACGUCGUUGCUGCUGUGCUUCGGCGGCGGCGUCCUCCUAUUCACCACGUUCUUACAUCUAGCCCCGGAGGUCCGUGUGAACGUAGAAAGACAUCAAACGAACGGCCAGCUGCCUACGCUGGGCACGCUAAAUCUGUCGGAGCUGCUGUUUUGCGCCGGAUUCUUUCUCGUCUACUUCGUUGAGGAGGCAGUGCACGCAGCGCUGACGGGGAAACCCGACUCGUCCGAGGCGUUGCUCUACAGGACGGUGUCCGUGCGUAGAUGCAACAAUCAAACAGGUGGGUCGACAGCGACGAACACCGGCUCGACCACCACCGUGUCCACCAUAACCAGAUCCACCUGGAAGGAAGGUAACGACGAGUCGAAAGAUAGUGAAAACGAGUCGAGCAAACGAUCGUCCAGGCUUGAGCAUGGCCUGGACGAUCAGCGCGAUGGCAAACGACAGGACAAGGUGUUACCUGCCAUAUUUGUCCUGUCUUCUUCCAUGGAGUUGUCUUCCGCGCAGCACAGUGCCCAGGACACCGCGAGAUACCGCGAUACGAAUUACCCUGGAACGAAACACCAGCACGAGCACAGUCAUGCUGCCAUGACGAAGAACUCGUCGGUACAGGGACUGCUGACAGUACUGGCGCUGUCCUUCCACGCAAUUUUCGAGGGCCUGGCCGUUGGCCUGGAGCCCUCCAUUGGCUCCGUCGUUUACCUAGCUGCUGCCAUUGCCACCCACAAGCUGGUGAUCUCGUUCUGCGUCGGCAUGGAGCUGUACGUCGCUGGUGCUUCCACCAGGACCACUCUUGGAUAUCUGACGAUAUUCUCGAUGGUGACGCCGAUCGGUAUUGCCGUCGGAUUGGCCCUCGGUCAUUUCAAGAACGACAGCGAGAAUUUAGGGCCCACGCCGACCAUACUGCAGGGAAUGGCCGCCGGGACGUUGCUAUACGUGGUUUUCUUCGAGGUGUUGGCACGCGAGAGAGCUAACGAGAAAAGUGGCCUCUUACAGUUGACUGCCAUAAUUGUUGGAUUCAUGCUGAUGUUGGGUCUACAAAUCGCCACCGCACAUUCUCAUUCCCAUUCGCAUUCGCACUCGCAUUCACACGAUGGCCACGCAGACGUGCAUAGUCACGAGGUUGACCACCAUCAGGAGAGCGAUCACAAUCACGAGUUGGACUCCCAUGAACACAUCUACCCAAACGAAAUGAGCGAACGAAUACUCACCGAUAAGAUUUACAGAGUAACAGAAAGUAUCGCAGAGACUGUCAGCAACGUUCUAUCCUCCACGAUGAAAACAUCAACUGACACUCCGUUCAGAAGCAGUAGUAACGAAACGGCAUUGCACACGAAUCGAAGCUAAAAUUCAUUUUUGACGGGGAAUCCUUCGACUGAUUCUGAGAUAGACGAUGUAAUAAGUUAAACGAGUAAGAGAAAUCUUGAUGGAUGGCAGUAUUAUGGAACUUGGAUUUAAAUUUGGAAGAGAAGAACAAUAUUCUUGCUCUACGCGUAUCGUACAAAUGUCAUCAAUUGUACAAAAAUGUAAAUGAUAAAUGGUGAUGUUUACGGGUGAUACGGUAAAAACGUAUCCAAAAUAAGAAGAAAAUGUCAGCAUACAUUGUCAUUUAAUGGUCAAAUGUGAUACGAUUCACGGGUAUAACCACGUGAUCGCGUUACUUACUACUUUUUUUUUUAACGUAUGGAAUAUCCAUAUGAAACACUAUCUUUUAUAUUAUUUAGAUUAGGAAAAUAGGACUAUUUCUUAAUUAUUUAUACGAACAUUUAACAACUUGCUCAUAUCAUGUGCAUAUUGCAUAACAUUGUAACGAAAUGGGGUAUAUUUUGCUACUGUCGAAUAUCGAUUCUUUACUUUCGAAAGUGAUAACUUUAAUCAUUCUCAUGAUUUUAAGUGUUUAUAACUUUUGUAUGUAUUAAUAUUUUUUUUUUCCUACGUGAUUAUUUACGACACGUGUCA
Frieseomelitta varia is the source of this 3781-nucleotide messenger RNA. Its product is annotated as zinc transporter ZIP1-like. Gene Ontology annotation, biological process: zinc ion transmembrane transport. Lineage: Eukaryota; Metazoa; Arthropoda; Insecta; Hymenoptera; Apidae. The transcript is spliced from 4 exons. The record is from RefSeq and is a predicted model, not a curated record. Gene Ontology annotation, molecular function: zinc ion transmembrane transporter activity. The coding region runs from base 1580 to 3169 and encodes 529 amino acids. Gene Ontology annotation, cellular component: plasma membrane.